AUGGGUGGAGGUAGACAUAAGUGUGGGUUCAUGGAGCAUGUGGAUGCGUCAAAUGUUUUCAUUUGGUUUCCUGUGGGGAUUUGUCUGGACAAAUUGUUGUUCGAUGAGGAAACAUCCCAUCUUCAAUGGGAAACAUGGAAAAGGCUGUUUGUCCUUGAUCUCUCGGGAAAUGUCCUCUCCGGAAAUAUACCUCCAAGCUUAGGAAAUUGUUCAAGCAUGCAAUUCUUAAAUUUGAAUGAUAAUGAUUUAUUUGGAAGCUUACCAUGUUCAUUGGUGGCUCUUGAAAAUCUCAAUUCGGUAGAGUUGUCAAAUAACUGGUUCUCUGGAGAAUUUCCUCAGGCCUUGAAAAACUGGUCUUCAUUGUCAACUCUUGAUCUUAGUGGAAAUGAGUUCGCAGGAAACAUUCCUUCAUAG
Messenger RNA from Amborella trichopoda, 414 nucleotides. NCBI's taxonomy places the organism in Eukaryota, Viridiplantae, Streptophyta, Magnoliopsida, Amborellales, Amborellaceae. The record is from RefSeq and is a predicted model, not a curated record.